Molecule: messenger RNA, 15563 nt
Organism: Haplochromis burtoni (Burton's mouthbrooder)
Lineage: Eukaryota; Metazoa; Chordata; Actinopteri; Cichliformes; Cichlidae
Gene: pcloa
Product: piccolo presynaptic cytomatrix protein a
Exons: 26
Coding region: 310-12603 (4097 amino acids)
Biological process (GO): protein localization to synapse; presynaptic active zone assembly
Cellular component (GO): membrane; axon; GABA-ergic synapse
Molecular function (GO): protein binding; metal ion binding; structural constituent of presynaptic active zone
Source: RefSeq, a predicted model, not a curated record
UAAGACUGUACCGGAAACCAGCUUUUGUGGCUGUGAGCGGUUGUAAAAACGGAGACCCCUCUUACGGAAAACUGUGGUUAACUGUGCUGUAGCUACAGCUGCAGAGAUGCGAGGGACAGAAAAACGUCGAGAAAGGAAACAGAGGGCAACACCGAAGCUGAACGUAAAGUAACCGCCGUCACAAAUCAUCUGAGAUGUUUCGAGAAACCGAGGAGCAGCAUCUUCGCAGCGCUUUCUCCCGCUGGAGAUAAAAAACCGAGAAGAGGAUCGCGCAUUGAUCCGAGAACAGGGGGACGGGAGGGGCCGAUCAUGGGGAACGAAGCGAGCCUUGAAGGAGGCGAGGGGCCGCCGUCUGGGCUACCCGAGGGGCUGGCACCUGACGGGAAGGGGGGCUUUUACCGGGUCUCAGACGGGACACCGGUCAACCUGAGUGAACUCAGCGAGGAGCAGAGGCGGCAGCUCUCCGCGGCGAUGUCAAGGGCGCAAGGCAGGCAGCCCGGAGGCGCGGCGGCUGGACGAAGACCAUCAGAAUCUGACGCACAGCAGCGUUCCCAGCAGGUAGGAGCCUCCAGGGGCCCAACAGGUCUUAGCAAAAGCCGAACUGUUGACGCCUUCAACCAGGGUCCACUCGGAAAGCCCACACCAGGCCGCAGCCCUUCGUCUCUCAGCCUUUUUGAAUCAAGAUUCCGGCAGGAGCCAAAAGACCCUGAGACCAAGUCAUCCGGCAUGUUUGGCUCCAGUUUUCUCAGCGGGGCCAACCCCCUCAGCGCUGUAUCUUCUAUGACUUCGUCUGUCUCCUCCUCCAUAUCCUCCAUGGGUGAUACUGUCAACAUUCCCAAAUUUGGACUGUUUGGGGAUGAAGAGGAGGAAGGCUUGCCUGCAGCUUCUGAGUCCAAGCAGGGAGGGAAGCCACAAGGGAAAGGCCCACAGCAAGGGCCAGGUCCGAAGGGACCACAGCAGGGAGGACCCCAGAAACAGAGUCAGGGCCCUCCUGGACAGGGAGCAAAGCCAGGACAAGGACCCCCUGGUCAAGGACCCAGACAAGUUCAGGGACCACCAGGCCAAGGGCCAAAAGCAGGCCAACGUCCUCCUGGCCAAGCACCACCAGGGCAUCAGGCCCCCAGACCAGGUCAGGGACCACCGGGUCAAGGCCCACCAGGGUCACAGGCACCCAGACCAGGUCAAGGACCCCCAGGUCAAGGAACCAAACAGGGAGCCCCUCUCCAACAAAAAGGUGGUCUGCCACCACAGCAACAACAACAACAAGGACCUGGGAAACCUGGACCCAAACAGCAAGUGCCACAAGGGCCUGGUGCACAUCCUGAAGCCCCAGGAAAGACUGCUGGGCCCCCUAUUAAGCAGGGAACUGGAAAGCCUGCAGCUGGGAUCUGCCCACUAUGUAAAACCACCCAGCUGAACGUUGGAUCUAAGGAUCCACCUAAUUACAAUAACUGCACUGAGUGUAAGAACCAGGUCUGCAGCCUGUGUGGAUUCAGCCCCCCAGACUCAGCGGGUAAAGAGUGGCUGUGUCUGAACUGUCAGAUGCAGCGAGCCAUGGGAGGAAUGGAUCCCCCUGGUGUGACGAAGCCCAAGCAAGGCUCCGCCCCACCCUCUCCUCAGAGACAGGCAUCGGGAAAACCUGGAAAGCUCCUGAUAAAACAGCAAAGCACCUCCGACCAAGGGUUAACACCACCAACCACACCAAGGCAGAAAUCCCCAGGUCCUACCUCUCCAGGACCACUUUCACCAGGCUCCUCAGUCGCGGGAUCCCCCAAAAUCGACCCCAAGACAGGUCGCCCCAUUAUUCAGAAGUCCAGUCCUCAGCAGUCCCCAGCUAAACCCAAGCAGGAAUCAAGCUUCUUUGGAGGGUUGGGAGGUAUCAGUUUAGGGGGGCUCACAGAUGCAGCUAAGCCACCAGCAGCUGCUUCACACGCUGCUGAGUCAGUCACGGGAAAACUGUUUAGUGGGUUUGGUGGGUUGAUGGAGUCGUCGAAGCCUCAGGCCCAGGCUGCUCCAAAACAGGAGGAAUCUGUUGCUGGGAAGUUGUUUGGAGGUUUUGGAGGCUUGACAGAGUCCACUAAACCUCCUGCAGCCACAUCUCAAAUGUUUAGCUUUGGAUCAUCCCUCUUGAGCUCAGCCACCAGUCUUGUCACGGGAGAGGAAGAUAAAGCAAAGGGUUCACCUCCUGGGUCACCACCUGACUCCCCUGCAGACUCUGGUCCCGGUUCACCACCUGACUCCCCCCUCUCUGGCCCUGGCUCUCCCCCUGAUUCAGACUCUGCUCCUGAAACACCGCCCCCUAAGACCAAGAAACCCCCCAGAACCAUUUCUGUGGAGCGGGAAGAGAAAGCCCCGGAAACCAAACCUGUGCCCGCUUCAGCUCCAGCGACGAAGGAAAACUGCCCUCUGUGUAAUGUGGAGCUAAACGUUGGCUCGACAGACACGCCCAACUACAGCCUCUGCACCGAGUGCAAGAAGACAGUGUGCAAUCUGUGUGGAUUCAAUCCUACUCCUCACUUAGGAGAGAAAGAAUGGCUUUGCCUCACCUGUCAAACUCAAAGAGCGAUGUCAGGCCAGCUGGGAGAUGUUUCACCAUCAUCCAUGGCUUCCCCGAAGAAGCAGCCUCCUGGUCCUGUUCCCUCCUCCACACCUCCCCCUGCUGCUGUAGAUAGCAAACCUGUAGUAGAACCAGCAGAGCCAACCCCACCAGCUUCUGAGACCAAGGUGAAAACAGUGGAGACCUUGAAAGAGCCUGGAAUUAAAGAAGCAGCUGUCAAGGAAGGCAGCCCAACCAGUCCAUCAGACCUAGCAAAGCUAGAAAGCACUGUCCUGCCCAUCCUUGAGGCCCAGGCAACCACACAAGAAGAGGAGAAAAAAACAGACACUCUAAAGGCCAGGCGUAAAUUAGAAGUGCUUCCUCUCUCACCUGACUCUCCUAGCUCAGAAGAGGACAGAGUGGUUUCUGAUAAGAACGGCAAUGGUACCACAAAGAAAAAGCUCCUUGUGCCCAUGGAUGUCAAGGCAGAUUCCCUGGACGAUAGCAGUGAAAGCUUUGGAAAAGAAAGCCCUAUGUCAGGAGAUGAUGAAGAAUUUAUCCGAAAACAGAUAAUGGAAAUGAGUGAGAAUGAAGAUGCUUCACAAUCUGAUGAGGAAAACCUAGUUCGGCGAAAGAUCAGAGAGGACGAGAAGAAACAAAAGGAACAAAAGAAAACAGAAACUGUAGAGAAGGGCACGACAGGGAAAGUCAGACGGCUUACCAAGAAAAGCACCAUAAGCCCAGAUGAUGAAGAUAAGGAAUUUGGUACUUUAGUGGAUAAACAUGAUAUAAACAAAGAUAUGGAAGCAGAAACAAAAGAAGGGAAGCAACAAAGUGGUACUGCAGUUCGCAAAUUCCAAACUAUGGAGCUGAAUACAACUAGCAGCCCUGUGUCUAUACCCAAUGAUGAUGGAGAGCCUGAAAUGGAAAGCCUGACAGAUUCUCCAGAUGAUCGGUCUAGAGGUGAGGGGUCUUCCAGUCUACAUGCGUCCAGCUUCACUCCUGGAACUUCCCCAACAUCCCUCUCAUCACUGGAUGAAGACAGUGAUAGCAGUAGUCCGAGCCAUAUCCGCAGUGGUGAAGGUAAACAGCACAGGAAAGCCAAACACAGACAACCUGGUCAAAUGCUGCCAACUAUCGAAGACUCUUCUGAGGAAGAAGAGUUACGGGAAGAGGAGGAGCUGCUCAGGGAGCAAGAAAAACAGAAGGGCUCAGGGAAAAAAUCCAAAAAAGAUAAAGAUGAGAUUCGAGCCCAGAGGAGGCGAGAGCAUCAAAAGACACCGCCAAGCAACCUUUCCCCUAUUGAAGAUGCCUCACCAACUGAAGAGCAGAGGCAGGAAGCUGAAAUGGAGGAGAUUAGACGAUCAUCUUGCUCAGACUUUUCACCCAGUAUUGAAUCAGAUCCUGAAGGAUUGGAAAUCCAUGCUGCAAAGAUUGCGGCAGUCCAGAAAACCUAUCAGCUGCCCAUGUCUGUAUCUCUUCACUCCCCAACAGAUGAUCAAAAUGUUGAUAAACCACAGAAAAAACCUCUCAGAUCUGCUGAUGAAGCCUAUGAGGAGAUAAUGCUGAGGGCCAAGUCUCCAACAGCUGACAAAGGUGAAAUUCAGCCAGAAAAAGAGUCCCUAUAUGGAGGCAUGCUCAUCGAAGAUUAUGCAUAUGCAUCUCUUAUUGACAAUUCGACAGCUGAUCUCGAGGACACAGAGAAGAUUACUGUUCCCACUCAGCCCAAAAAGCUGCGAUCGCCAGAUGAAGUUUAUGAAGACAUGAUAAAGAAAAGAAAGGAAUUCAUGCAGCUAGAGCAGGAAUACCAAAAUAUGCAGGCAAAAAAGGAAAGCACUAACCCAGAAAUUGUGCUGCAGCCUGCUGAUAUUACUGUUUCCAAAAGCAGUACAAUAACAUUAGACAUGGAUGGGAAGCCAUUGUUGGAUGCUGAAACUGCCUAUGAAGAGCUAAUGAAAAGAGUCCUGACUCCUGGAACAAGUCCAACUCAGCAUGAGCCAAAAGUAGAAGCCACUGCAUCUAGAAAGGCACUCCACCCUAUUCCAGACUUAAAAGUAACGCAGUGCUCUUCAGGAGAGUUAUCUUCUGAUGAUGAAAUUAUACCUAAAAAGGAAGUGGAGAAAAAUCCUGUAUCAGAUGUCCCAUCAGCAAUGGAAACUGAGCCUGUGAAAGAAACGUUUCCAUCACCCACAUCAGAUCAGCAACCUGAAACCACAAUCCUAGCAACCCAAGGUGAUAUUGUGGACUUGACUAGUGCAUCUACAAAAACAUCAGCUCCUGUGAUUGCCAGUGUAUCACCCUUGCCUACAGUCCCCCAGUAUACACCUGGUAUACCAAGUGUAGUAUCAACUGCCCCACCUGUGCCCCCGAAGCCAACUGUCCUGCGUAGGGCUAAUUCUCAGGAAAAAACAGAAGAACCUGUUGCACCGCCGCUCCCUCCUCCCACUCCUCCAAAACCUACUGUUUUUCCCAGGAAAGCUCCAGUUCCACUUCCACCUCAGGCUUCAGCAGCUCCAGUAAGGCAAGAGACAGUGACUAUGACUACAGCUCAAGCAUCACCUACAAGACAAGUAGUUACUCCAACAUACAAACCUCAUGUUCCCCCUCCUGUACCCCCAAAGCCAUCCAUCCCCGUUGGAAUUGGGGAUAGCCACAAACCAGGACAUGGUGUUAAACCACCAAUUGCACCAAAGCCUGGCUCACAGCCUUCAUCACCUGCCCAUGCCCCACAUCCACAAAGACCCUCUGUACUUCCCACAGGUCCUAGUGACAUAGCCCUUAAUCUAAGCCCCACUUCUGAAAGCAAAUUGUUUCAACCAUCACCAAAGUCUCCUUCUUCUCCAAGAUAUGCCAGCAAUCUUCGUGACACAUAUGUGGUCAUCACUCUGCCAUCUCAGCCUAGCUCUCCUGUAGAUAGUGUUACCACUCAUGCUCCCUCUAGCCCUGGUCCAGCAUCUCCUUCAUGGCAAGCUCAGCCUGAGACAUACCACCAUCAGCAGCCUCAACCUCAACCAUAUUCACAGCAGCAGCAGCAGCAGCAACAAACACCUCCUCAAACAACCAGGGUGCCUCUGGCAUAUACACGAGUCACAGAAUCCAUUGAAAGUCAAGAAAUUUGUGGCCCUGAAAAACAUGUAUCUAGCUCUUGUCAUAUAAUUGAGGCUAUAUCAGCCUCAGCACAGCCACCUGUGGUGAUGCCCAACCUCAUCUCUCAAGUGGUUACCACAGAAGUCCAAAGGACCACUGUCUCUGUUGUUCAUGAAAGGACACCACCACCAGUGCCAGCUCCAAGGGCAAAUGGUCUCCCAAUAUCAAUGCAGAAGCCUAUGCCCCAGUUGCCAGCACAGAAUGGACAGGCUAUUCAACCUUCUGAGGUGGUAGAUCUUAGGACUAUGAAAGUGGAUCCAGAAUCAACCACACGUGGUGUGGAUCUGUCUGCUGGUCCAGACUCAAGACAUCAGUCCCUUACGACUGAUGUCAGUCGUCACAGCAGUGCAGUGCAGUCCCCUGUGGUCAACCUCAGUGCUGAAUCAUCUACAGUUUCUAUAGUAACUGAUAGCAUUACCAUCGUGACCUGUGCUGCCACAAUCCAGCGACGCGACAACUUGGACACCUCUUUGACCUCUUCAGUACCCCUUCAGCUAACAAAAAACAAAUCAUUUGAACCCGUUUCUCAAAUUAUUUAUCGACCAAUUGAUUCUCAGCCGUCUACUCAUGCUACUGCUGAGAUCCCUAUUAAUCUCUCAGUUGGAUCUAGUACGAGUGGAGGAACACUCCAGGCCACCCCUGUAACAAUUGCACCCGCUUCUGUUGCAAGUUGUAUUGCUAAUGGAUUAACUAAUGGCACAACCACAGUGUCAGGAGCUGUUGACCUUAGCACAAAUAAACCAUUCAACACUGUGGUUUCAGUGGAUGCUGCGUCUACCGAAGUGGUUACAGCUGUAAUCACAGACGAUGGCAAACCAGUGGAUCUGACUGCAGGGAAAAGAGCUGUAUGUUGUGAUGUUGUGUACAAGCUUCCAUUUGCAGGAAGUUGUGCAACUCACCAACCUACCACACCCUUGCCUGAAGAUCGCUUUGGAUAUCGUGACGACCACUAUCAGUAUGACAGGUCGCCUUAUGGCAUGAGAGGGUUUGGUGGAAUUAAACCUUCUAUGUCAGAUACUAACCUAGCAGAGGCUGGUCUCUUCAUUUACAAGAGUAAAAACAGCUAUAAUUUCAGUGGCACAACUGAAGGUGCAGUAGAUCUUACCUCAGCAAAGAUUUCUGAUGCAGGUGAAGCUGUUGACUACUCCAAGAAAGGAACUUACGCUGGAAUGACAAUUCCUCCCUAUUCUCAAGAUAGAGUCACAAGUGCUGUUGGCACACUCUUUGGUACAAGCAGUGUUUUGAGAUCAUCAAAUGGAGUGGUUUAUUCCUCUGUUGCAGCCCCAGUCCCAUCUACAUAUGCCAUUACCACCCAGCCAGGGUCCAUAUUUAGUACAGCAUACAACACCUUGUCAGGUAUGCAUACCAGCGACACCAUGCCUUCUCUUUCCAACCUCCAGAACCUACCACUUACUCGAUCCCACAGUUUUCUAUCCACCAUCUCUACUACUGCAACAGAAGAACAAGCAGAUGCUCCACUCAAUCUAGAGAUAUCUAGAGGAGGCACUACUGCUGGUGAUGCUGCAACUACUGCAGCAACUUCUUUAUCUCUUGACACCUAUACUGAUGCAUCUCUGGAGGCUAUAGCUGCUUCACUGGAAGCGCUUUCUUCACCCAUGGUUCCUGGAGACAGCCAGUAUCAGGCAGAGCGCGAGAGACUAGAAAUGGAAAAACUCAAGCAACAGCGCCUGGCUGAGGAAUUAGAAUGGGAACGGCAGGAAAUUCAGCGGUUCCGAGAACACGAACAACUCAUGGUGCAAAAGGAACUGGAGGAGCUGCAGGCCAUGAAACAGCAGAUACUUGCCCAGCAAGAAGAGGAAAGACAGGCUCACCUUAUAAUGCAGAAAGAAACUUACGCUCAGCAGCAGCAGCAGCUUGAGCAGAUUCAGAGACUCCAAGAGCAGCUCCGUCUGCAACUGGAAGAGCAAAAGCUUCGUCAGAUGUACCCAGGUGGGGACAUACAAGAGGCAGUUGUCUUAGGACCUGAUGGCACUGUACUGGCCCGAAAGAUCACAGAUAGUGGGUGCCAGACAGAUGAAGAGGAUGAAGCAGUCAGCAAAGCUUACACAGCAGGUAGAAAAAAGAGAACUGCUAAAAAGAGCGUUGACAGUUGUGUGCAGACUGAUGAUGAGGAUCAAGAUGAAUGGGAGGCUCAGAACAGAAGCAGACAAAGCCGUCCACGUACUGCCAGAGGUGAUAGGGGUGGGCAGUCUGAGAUGUCUCUUCAAGCCCACACUGAGAUUUCUAUACAAACUGAUACAGAUGGGAACAUUAGAAUGGAUACCAGAAUGGAGCUUUCAGAUUCUGAAAGGACCUCACCAAAGAAACGACCUACCCCCUUAGAAAUAGGGCAGUCUGCUAACCUCAAAGCUGAUUCUUCUACUCUUCAGGCCCCUCCUAAAUCCCCCAAAGUGCUCUAUUCCCCUGUAUCCCCUUGUAUCUCACCAAGCAAAUCCCUUGAGUUUGUGUCUUAUGAUAAAUCCCUUGGUGAUACAAGCCCACAAAACCUAAGAGGAAGUCCUGAUCCAUCAAAAGCCUCUCCAGCCAGUCCCAGAGGACAGAAAUCCAUGCAGAGAUCUAUGUCUGAUCCUAAGCCCAUGAGUCCAACAGGAGAAGAAAGAGCAACAUCUGGAACCCAGUAUGGUGAAGGCUAUACUGGCAUAGGCUCAGGUGGUACACCAACAGGGACUCAAAAGAAGGUGAAGAGGACUCUCCCAAAUCCUCCAUCAGAGGAUGAGUCAACAACCACUGGACAGACAGCAUAUAGCACUGGCUCAGCCCGUCGAAGAAUGUGCCGUAAUUCCAACAUGGCACGCGCCAAGAUCCUACAAGACAUUGAUCGAGAGCUAGAUCUGGUGGAGCGCGAGUCUUCCAAGCUCCGCAAAAGACAAGCAGAAUUAGAUGAGGAGGAGAAAGAGAUAGAUGCAAAGCUAAGAUACUUGGAGAUGGGCAUUAAUCGUAGAAAGGACGCACUGCUUAAAGAAAGAGAGAAGAGGGAAAGGGCCUACUUGCAGAGUGUUGCAGAGGACAGAGACUACAUGUCAGACAGUGAGGUUAGCAACAUCCGAGAGACUAGAGGAGGUGGUGAGGAUGAGGAGAUUGAAAGUCAUGGUCUUGAACGUCCCAGGACAGCUCCUCAGUCAGAAUUGGAUGACUUUGUCCCACCACAAACCAAGCACGAGUAUGGAAAAUACUCUCAGUACCAAUACGCUCAAAGUCAAUUUCAGCAGUCUCUCUACCAGACACCUCAGUCCUACCAGUCUCAUUCAAUCUACUCCUCUGUCCCUUCGCUCACUACCUCCCAGCAGCAGAGUUACCACCAAAUGCUUUUGUUGCAGCAGAAAGCUGCGAGACAAGCAGCCCUACUCUCAGAGCUCGAUGCAACGAAAUAUGAUGUCAUUAGCCGUCAGCCUGAUCCCACUUCAUCAGCUUACCUUGGUGUUAAGUAUGACAAAUAUGGGAAUCAUCUUGAUCUCAGAGCCUUAGAAGUGGGAAGUAUAGCAGGUAGCCCAAUGUCAGCUGUCUCUGAUUCCUACUACACAGAUGUAGAUCACCACACACCUCGGAGUUACAUGCUGCUGGAAGAUGCUGCAGAACUAGCUAAAGGCUCCACAGGUCUGUCCUCAUCUUAUAGUCUGGCUGAGAGGGAGCUGGCAAAGGCAGAGAAACUGCUUCGUAGGAGUGCUGCUGAUCUGGGGUCUACUGACUAUUUGGGAUCCACGUCCAGACUUCAUACCUUUGGAAAGACCCCUGACGAAGAGGAUACCAUGGAGGAACCCUAUGAACUGAAACUUUUAAAGCAGCAGCUUAAGCAAGAGUUUAGGAGAAGUACAGGUGGGACUGAAAACUUAGAACAAUUGACAGGUCUCUCACAGCACUACUAUACACCAAGCUCUAGCAUCUCUGGUUACUCUCAGAGACACUAUCCAAAGUCAGAAAAGUAUAGCAUCAGUCGACUUACUCUUGAGAAGCAGGCAGCUAAACAACUCCCAGCAUCUAUGUUGUACCAAAAACAUAAGACACCACUACUAGAUCCUAAAAUCUCCUCCAAGUAUUCCUCUAUUACAGACAGUAGAGGUUUAGAGACUGACUAUACUAGCUAUUUGGGGUCCACCAGUGCAUCCCCAAGAUCCAGCCGUCUCUUGCAAGAUGAGAUUACCUUUGGUCUUCGGAAGAAUAUUGCAGAGCAGCAAAAGUAUUUAGGAUCCACCCUGGGUGCUAACUUGGCUGGGUCACUUAACUUGAGUCAGAGCUUGGGUUUGGAUUCUGCCUAUCCUAGUGGUAGUCGUUCAAGACCAUCCUCCAGGCCCACAUCUUGCUAUGGCCUGGACUUGUCUAUCAAAAGAGACCCAUCAAGCUCUUCACUCAGGCUGAAAGGAGAUGGUGAAGCAUCUGGAGACGGCCCAAAUUAUCAAACCCCAUCUGGUCGCACCAAACCUACUAGCCUUCCCAUUGUCCAAAGUGGGCGCGGCAGAAUACCCAUAGUGGCCCAGAAUUCAGAAGAAGAGAGUCCACUGAGCCCUGUUGGGCAGCCUAUGGGUAUGGCCCGUGCAUCAGCGGGACCUCUGCCUCCCAUCUCAGCCGAUUCAAGGGACCAAUUUGGUUCUUGCCUUUCAUUGCAAGACUCCCAGCAGCAGCAACAUAUCAGGGAAGAGCCAACAAGGGGUAGGAGUUAUGUGCUGCUGGAUGAUCUUCAGGGCACCAUGUCAGAUAGCGAAGCCCUAAGUGAUUCCCUGAUGGCUUUGAACAGAGACGAUGCAACCAAUGCCUACCACCUUAGACGGGAAGAGACAGAUUGGUUUGACAAACCGAGAGAUGGGCGGUCGGAGAACGGACAGGAGAAGAGACAGGGAAAAGGUCCAUACUACCCCUUCCCUCACCUCAGGGUCAAACUGCAGAGGGAUCCUAAAGACCGCAGUGUCUCAGGAAAUGGUCUGGGUAUCCGAGUGGUCGGAGGAAAAGAGGUCCCUGGUAGUAAUGGAGACAUUGGAGCAUAUGUUGCCAAAGUGUUACCUGGUGGAGCGGCAGAACAAACAGGAAAGAUUCUUGAAGGAAUGCAGGUCCUGGAGUGGAAUGGUGUUCUUUUGACGGGGAAAACCUAUGAAGAGGUACAAGGGCUCGUUGGACAGCCGUGUAAUGAGGCAGAAGUGUGUGUCAGACUGGAUCUCAACAUGUUGGCAGAGUCUGAGGGUUCCCAGCACCUAGAUUUCCAGGAGCACAGCAAAGGUGACAGACCUCCCAGAUCUCCAGGUGUUGAUCCCAAGCAGCUAGCGGCCGAGCUGCAGAAAGUGUCACAGCAGCAGGCUCCACUGUCCACCUCCUCCUCCAGCCUGCCUGCCACCACUUCAGCAACCUCCAGCCCCGGUCAGCCAGGAUCCCCCUCAGUCAGCAAGAAACGUCACAGCAGCAAGAUUGCAGAGGGAACAAAGAGCCAAUCCCACCCUGUAUCCGGAGAGAUACAGCUUCAAAUCCACUAUGACAAGCAGCUUGGCAACUUGAUAGUUCACGUCCUGCAGGCCAGAAACCUUGCCCCGCGGGAUAACAAUGGCUACUCCGAUCCAUUCGUUAAAGUGUAUCUCCUGCCAGGGAGAGGUCAGGUCAUGGUUGUCCAGAAUGCCAGUGCUGAAAACAAGAGGAAGACCAAACACGCAGGCAAGACUAUCAACCCUGAGUGGAACCAAACUGUCAUCUAUAAGAACAUCCACCUGGAACAGCUUAAGAAGAAGACUUUGGAGGUGAGCGUGUGGGACUAUGACAAGGGCUCCUCUAAUGAUUUCUUGGGGGAGGUCCUUAUUGAUCUGUCCAACACUGUCCAGCUGGACAACAUCCCGCGGUGGCUCCCUCUCAAGGAGCAGAGCGAGGGGGACCACCACAGACGCUCGCACUCAGGCCAGGGUCGUCACAGUUCUUCUAAACCCUCCUCACAGCACUCCUCCCCUAAAACCACUGGCUCCUCGCAUGAUAAUCAGGAUUCCCCAAAAUCAUCUGUCAUCAAGAGUCGAAGCCAUGGGAUCUUUCCAGAUCCGGCCAAGGACACACAGGUGCCCUCUAUCGAGAAAUCUCACAGUAGCCCUGGCACAUCGAAGCCUUCCCCGUCCGAGGGCCAGAGCCAAAGCCACAGCCACGGACACAGCCAACACUCUCGCUCACACGGCGCUUCACGCUCCAGCAAAAGCGCAGCACGACAGCACCAUCAGGAAAGCCUCAAUGGAAGCAGAGGAGGCGCUGCCGUAGCAACGGGCGAUGCCCAACAGCAGUCACAGCAGCAGCCGCCACAACGCCUCCAACCAACUCGGUCAACCUACAAAUCAGGAGAUGCCCCGGUCACAGCAGCCUCGUUAGAUAGUGGCUUGAGCGGCAGCGCCUACAGCCUACUGGACGAGGAAGCAGAGGCAAACGAGGUGGACAGUGCUAUCUUCCAAGUGCCCCGAUUUGGAAAGAUCCCAAAUGGCACAGAUGUGAUAAAAUCAUCACUGGGACACAGUGACACUGAAGGUAAGACUCAGGUAAUGGGAGAGAUAAAGAUCGCUUUGAAGAAGGAAAUGAAGACGGAAGGUGAACACCUGGUCCUUGAGAUUCUUCAGUGUCGUAACAUCACCUACAAGUUCAAGACUCCAGAUCACCUGCCUGAUCUUUAUGUGAAGCUCUACGUGGUGAAUAUCGCCACCCAGAAAAGGAUCAUCAAGAAGAAGACCAGGGUUUGUCGCCACGACCGUGAGCCGUCCUUUAAUGAGACCUUCCGCUUCUGCAUGAACCCCACCGGACACGCGCUACAGCUAUUCCUGGUGUCCAACGGUGGCAAAUUUGUGAAGAAGACCUUAAUAGGCGAGGCCUACGUGUGGCUGGAUAAAGUUGAUUUACGCAAGCGAGUGGUGAGCUGGCACAAGCUGCUUGCCAGCACUGCCCAGAUCCACUCAUAGGAGGGGACUCAAUCUAAAAGAAAUAAGCUUAAGUGGAAAACAGGUUUCUGACAUCUGGGUUCCACAUCUGGAACGCUGAUUCAGUCUUCUGGAAGGUCUGGGCACGGGAAGAGGGGGGAUUUUUUUCUUCAACCUUUGUUUCAGGGCUCGCAUAGCUUGCUAUUUGGGAAAAAUGCUUUCAGCAAAUGAUGAUAUCUGCUCUGAUUAUGUGAAAAACUUGGAGGAAACCAUUAUGUGUUUACAGGGAAUAAACACAUGUUUACAGGACAUACAGUGUACAGCAGUGUAGCCAGGACUUAGAAGAAGAACACAGGUGCUGAGUUCAGAGGUCAAGUGCAGAAUCAACCAGGUAUUACACACUUUAUCUCACAUACACACACACAUGCUCACGACAUUGCACACAGUCAUUCACACAGAACUUCAAAUCUAAUAGAUACAGGGAAUGGACACACUUAUAGAUUCGAAUUGAUUUCUUUUGACGUUUUAUCCAUUAAAUGUUCUUUAAAUGGGGCACUCACCCUCGCUUUAUUAUUGUAUUGAUUUACAAAGCGUUUUGGGAAUGAAAGAGUAAAGACUCUGCUAUAGAGACCUCUUAUUUAUUUUUGUAUUAUGAUAUUAGUGUAGAGUUCUAUGAUUUGUCUUCUCCUCAAUUAUUUAAGUACUUUAACAAUCUAUUCUGGGAAGGAAGUAUAUUUUAUAAUACACUACCUAGCAUUCCAGUUCAAUACAAAAAGAAAAUAUUGCAAGCAUGUUUUUGACUUUAUUAACAAAAACUACUUGUUCCCUACCCUUUUAAUCUGAUUUUUCCCUGAUGUUAUCCAAUGAUGACUAUUGUUUGAUAUAGCAUCAAUAUUAAUAUAUAUCAAAUUGGACAUUACAUGUUGUGCGCAUGAGUCUAUCUAUUUGGUAUGGAGUGCCACAUGUUCAACAAAAAAAAACAAAAAAAAAACCACCUCCAAGGUUCACUUUGUAUAUAGUGAAGUGUCAUAGCUGGACAUUAUUCUACAUAUAUAGAUAUAGAUAUAUAGAUAUAUAUAGAUAUCUUUAUCACAGACAAUCAAGUCUUGAUGAUUGUGGCAUAGAGGUUUUAUUUAUUCAUGAUGCUGCCCCUUAGAAUGUGAGACGUUUACUAUAUGAGAGUUAAGCAUUUCCUCUUUUUCCUUGUAAGAUUGGAGCACAUUAGAAGUCUUGCAUCAGUCUUGCUUUCGUUCGUAAGGGCAGUCAACUCGACGACACUCGCUUUUGUAGUAUUUUGCACUUUUUCUGCUUAGAAUGUAAAACUAACAUCAUCAUCCUGCUAAAUUAUUAUUUUUUCACUGGGAAAGUGAGAAACUAUAGACCAGGAACUACCCAGAGUUACGAUCCUAAGACGCGAUGCUGUAACAGUAGCAUGAUGAUGUUUCGUCCCACCUCCACGCGCACUUCAUUAAACGCCUAUUAUGCCCAUUAUUUCAUGAGACAGGUCCUGUACAGGUGUCAAAAGACUGGAAGGCUGGUUCAUUUAACAUUUUCAGUGAAAUAUCCGAGUGAUUUCUAUGCAACAUCUACUAUAUAGCGUAAAUAACUGCACCCUGACUUGCCAGAAAUAUGACACUUGGUUUGAGAGGAAGCAUUUCUGUUUAUUUUGCACUGCUAUGUUUUCAUGUCCUCCACGAAAUGGUUACUGCUUUAAUAUGAUUUGUUGUUUUCUGUUUGGUUUUUUUUAUUUACCGUGUGAUUUUUUUUGUAUUGCUAUAUUAAUCUUUAUUUAUUGCCUGUGAGACAAUUUCAUAUGUUGUAUUAUAUUUGUUUACAGUACAUAUCAGAUGUACAGAGAAAUUAGGUUUUUAUACACUAUGUAGUGCUUGUUUACAAUAUUUAGAGGGGCCUGAAACUCAGAGAACCAACUUUUUUGCCCUUGUGCACGAACACACGCUCACAUUAAAAUCGCCAAUUCCACGUAGCUAUAAAUCAAAGGAAGAAAAUCGAACAUUCCUAGUCAUGAUUCCUAUCUUUGUUUUGCCCUCCCCCUUCGAUUUGUUUCAUUUUCCAGUAAGUGUAUGAAUUACCAAAAAAAAAGCAACUAAAGAAAACCUUGUAAUCAGUGGACUUCACACCUCAAACGUAAGGUGCAACGUGCAUUUUUGGUUGCUUUUCUUAACUUUCUAUCCAUGUGCUCGUGUGUGUGUGUGUGUAGCAUCUUCACACCAAGUCCAUGCAUGUCAUUAGCUCUAAUGCAGUAUCCCUUCCUUUACAUGUUAUCUGUCUAAAUUAUCUAAAAUUUCUCAUAACACACAAUGAAUUAUACAAACACACACGCACACACACACCCAGAUGCCAUCUCUAUCUUCAACCUUGUAAAUAAAUAGUUUUUUAUACUGGGGUUUGGGGAAGCAAUAGGUCUUUUAGCAGUCAAAACUAAACAAAAAACAAACAAAAAAAAGUCGCGUGAUCUUAGAAGUAACAGGGAGUUGUUUCUCCUUGGAUCGCUGUACAGUGGAUAGGCCGAGGGAAGAGCUUCUGUCUGUUUUUAGGGACCCAGAUUUACCUGACCCUUUACACCAAACACUAAAAGUUUACCAGAGUCUAACACAGAAGUCUAUCUUCACAACUCAAGUAGUUGCAGGAGAAUUUAAAUGUGCUCACACUGGAUGUUGCAUGUUUUGUUGGUGGUUCAUACUAUUUUUGUGUCCGGAUAUUAUUAAAGAAAAAACAAGAAUGGUGUAGAGAGAGAUAUAGAACAAAUGUUAUAGAGGGGGAAGUUAUGAAGAAAACUUAUAAUUGAUGAUGUAUGCUGAGUGUACAAAGAGUAUGCUUGUAAAACCUGUCUGGUUUUUCACUUGUAAGUAAACAGAAAAAAAAAAAGAAAUCUAAUGUCAUGGUUUUGUGAUUGUAUACAGGAGGUAUUGAUAAAUUAUGCAAAAUGUGCUGUAAAAAUGGCUGUUGCCCCAUGUCUAAAUAUUAAAUAUCAUAUAAAUGAA